This is a messenger RNA of Hyaloperonospora brassicae, 9171 nucleotides long. The record is from the annotation of a GenBank genome assembly. NCBI's taxonomy places the organism in Eukaryota, Oomycota, Peronosporomycetes, Peronosporales, Peronosporaceae.
AUGGCAGCAGCGCGCGUGCCAUCGCGAGGCGCUGACGACGCAGAGAAGAGCGAAGUCGGCAGCAUGUUGCAGCUCGUGCGUGGCCACGAGCGCAAGCACGAGGACCCCACGCACGACUCGCGCUCGCCCGCUGCGAUCCACCAGUGCAAGACGAUGCUGACCAAGCUGCGGAAAGUGCUGCUGAAGAUCGUGCAGCGGGUGGCAGCGCUGCCGACGGCGAGCGCCGUGGCGGUGCUGCAGGACGUGUGUGCGCUGCUGCUGCUCCUGCUGAACGGCCGCGUCUGUCCGCACUCGAUGACGCUGUUCACCAAGAGCAGCAACGCAGCGGCGUCAUCGGCCGUGCCACGCACGCCAGCGAUGUCGUCGGGCGUCCCGUCGUACCCGACAAUGGCUACAUUGCUGCUGCACAUGGUGUCGUUCUACACGAGCGAGCGACUGCGACCGGCACAGCGCGACGUGCGUCGCGUGACGCUGCGGAUGGUGCGGUUCCUGCAGCAGCACGACGUGUACGCGUUCGUGCACUUCUUUCAAGAUACUGUGCAGUUGGCGGAGGACUGUUUCUUGCUCGAAGAGUCGCUCGCAGCUCGACACGGGGCAGAAGGUCUGCCAAGUGGAGCGAGGAUUGCGUACUAUCUCGAUACAGCGAUGCAUGUGUACCAAGACGCAGACGGUCCACUAGGUACGAACGGCAAGCUCAUACUGUGCGGGUGCUUGCCGAUCGUAGACGUGAAUGAGCUGCAUGAGCGCAGGGAGCAAUUGAAGCAACUGCUGCCGUCGAUAUACGUUGGCACGUAUGGAAUGGUUGUUGUGCUCCGGCGCUCUGUGGUUGUGCUCGUGAAUCAUAUCAUUUGUCAACAUAGCGCGUUGCUGGAGCGAGACGUCUAUUUUGACCGACUGUGCCUGCUCGUGGAGCUUUUCGUCGUGAAGAAUGAAGCACUUAUAAAUACUACCGAGGGUGCAAACGUGGAUGGUGCCAUGCCAAGCCAAGACGUCGAGGAUGUCACGCGAAGCACGCUCCGACUGCUGCACACGAUGCUACAGAUGAGCAUGUCCACAGAAAGACGGUUUGUCCGUCUGGCUUUGAUAUACUUCACAUGCAGUCGAUUUCACGAAACGAACCCGCGAAUAUCACAAGUGUGGGCUCUUAUUGCUCAGCUUGUGAGCGAAGCUUUCCCCCGUCUUUCCUCUUCGACGACAGAUGCUCUGUGGCCACAUUUUGAGCUAUGGGUAGCUGAGCAUUUAUGCAUCGUCCGAGGUGCCAAUCACGAAAGCAGAAAUGGUGUGAAACUGAUAUUUUCGAUGUCGGCGCUUUCGAUUUUGCGCGUGUACACUCGGGAAUCCAACGCUUCGCCACCCAUGUCAUUAUUUAUGGAAUUUCUGGACUGUCUCGACGCGCAAGUAUACAAUCCAGCUCUUGCUUCUAGUGUCAUCGAUGGCGUUCACCAUAUGCUAUCGACAAAGGAAAUGCUGACAAAGGUGGUCCGAUAUAUAUCCGGGGAACUAAUGAGCAACAGUUCUGACAGUGCUGUAAGACCAAGCCAGAACGUCAAUGCAGCAAGAAAGCGAAAACGAAAUGAAGCGUCCCUAGACCAGCACCGACUAUCUUCUGGUAUGAAUUACGAGUGCAGUACCGAGUUACACGAGAAGCUGGGGCAAUGGAUACUAGACCUCAUGUCGGUGAACAGUAACGGUCAGAAAAGCAUAGUGGCGAUUUCACUCACUUUGCGGGUGAUCAUGCCUCUUCGUCGCUACAUUCUUGCCUUCGUUCGGCUAGAAAGUUUUGUCCUAUUCCGGACACUGCUUCAGCGUGUCGAUUUGAUUGUGAAUAGCUAUGCACCAUCUCUUGUCUCGCUUUCGAGUGAGUACCUGGACUUAUGGAUCAUUGUGCUGCGGUAUUUUGCCAACCACGAGCUUGAAAAAUAUCAUGGUUUGAUGAACAAAGUGAUUGACAGUGUAGAGAAUCAGCACGUCUUUGCACGAAGUCUUAUACAGGACAAGGAGUUUGUAGUGCCAGACUGCUGGGAGUAUUUGGCUUUCUUGGAUCUAUAUCAGCGUCGUCCGAACUGCCAUGAUAUGUCUUCGUCAGAACGACUGGAUGAAGUAUCGUACGAUUAUCUCCGCAGCGCAGAUGUCGUACUCGAUGGUAUUUUUCAGCAAUCUGUGGCCCUCCGCGGACCGUUCUUGGUUUACUUUGUAUGGUCACGUCCUGUGGUGCUAAACAUCGCUGACGAGGAUUCAUGGCGCAACGCUGUUCCGUGGAAAGCUAUUUGUCGGGCCAUAUCACAACAAGCAUCACGACAUGAGACUGCAUGCUCCUAUCUCGCCAUGACUCCUCUACUAGCAUUCUUUGUCGUGGCGGGCUCACUCACAUCGCCAGAAAAAAUGGCUGUAUGCAUGAUGGAGAAUUUUCGUGACAGGGUUCAACGCAUGGGGUCAGAACUGAUUUCGUUGGCCGUAGUACAAGCGUGCGGCGCAGUGAUGUGUGCAAUGGCUUACGCUCAAGCGUCUAAGGAUAGUACAACUAACUUGCGUGGCAGGAAACACAACGCUUUUCGCUUCCGCGCGAAGAGUUGUCAGUGCCAUGACAUCUGCAGCAGCCCCCAAGCGAUGCCGGUUUCACUAGCUUUAUUUGAGCCGCUCAUUUGCGACGAGGCAAACGCUGCUACUGAAAGCAUGCAAGUUGCAAGAACCUAUGCGCUGUCGAGUGUGCUCAAGCAUUGUAAAGUUGACUACGGAAACGAUCAAACAGCUAUGCGAUUUGUGGAGCACUUUCUGGCCUGCUUCGCGGAUCCGUCUGUACGUGUUCAUCAAGCAGUGCUGGAAUCGUUUGCUCGUCAACCGCGUCUUGUCGAAGCAAUGGUUGAUCCAGCAAGAAAAGACUUAGCUGGCCUGACGGAACGCUUGGAGUCGUAUGCGAUAGCGGGAGAAAGCAGUGUUGACGAUACGACUGUUGCAGCAAUGGUACUGACGUUGGGGGCUGUAGGUUGUGCAUGUGACCCGCGGCAAGAGAACCGUAGGGAAAGUUGCAUAUGGAUUCUUCUACGAUUGGUGUCUUUGUGGAACCGCUUUUAUCUUGCGCAUCGCGAGCGGUGUACGGCAGUGGCUUAUGACCAGCUUUGUCGUAUCACUGCGCACCAUCGGGUCUCGUGGAGACAACUGUGCGUAGACUUCCCUGACUUGACCUAUUUUCGCCUUGUCGAUGAACUGCUGAAGACACAAACCCUCAAGCGCUUCCUCAGUAUAUUCAUGGACGGCAAGGUAGCUACAAGAGGAUUUUUGCGCGCGAGUGCACCGCACGUACUUCCAAAAUACGUUGUCCACCAAAAUGAACGAAUGUUGCAUGCGUUUGUGGACGAGUUGAACGGGCAGAAAGAAAACACUUUGAUGACCGAGAAUGAUGCAGAUAGUGAACCUGUGUUGGGCAUUACCGAACUUCUUUCGAAUCACAUUGCGUAUGUACUGAAAGGUCUGAUUAUGCAUCAGGUGUCGACCCAGAAUGGCUUGACAAAAUUUGAGUUUCUGCUCAAGUUCUUGCCAGAAGACUCUAACGUUCGUGAUAUGAUUACCCGUUCACCGUUGCGGCUGAUGAGCUUGCUAGCGUGGGAACUCGGUGGGUCUCGAUCUCGCGUGGCCAAGCACGCGAUACGAGAAGUGGCAAGGAUCAUGCAUGUUUGUACGCGAGAGGCGUUAUCGAUUGGACACGAUGCAAGUUUGCUGCUCGUAGAGGAAUGUAUGUCUCUGCACUAUUUCUUGCCACUCAUGACAGACUUGGGGAAUCGAAUCAUCGACACGAAAAAUCCCAGUAUUGCUAAAAUUCGGGCCAUCAAGAGCAUUGACCGGUUACUGGAAAUAGUCAGCGGUUCCUGUGCAGACUCGAACAGCACACAAGGUCGUGGAGUCGUCGAUCCUUUUUUCCCGAAAGUGAUGGCGACUUUGAAGGUCGGCCUUACUGAACGUGGACUUCGGGGACACGCGAUUCAAGCCUGGUGCCGUUUCUUGCGAAUGUUGUCAUCGAAAUCGUUAGGAUCCAACUUGAUCUCCAUCGUAGUCAGCUUGCUUCCGUGCUUUGGCUACGAGACGUCGGCAAUUCUGGUCGAAGAUAGUUCCGUUUCUGGCAGUCACUGCUGGAAUCUCGAGUCUCUCGAGCAUGCUACAAGAAAGGGCUGCGCACAAGUCAUAUUACCAAGAAAUCGUGAAGAAGCUCAAGCCAAGUGUAUGAUGGCAGCCGUGGAUAUUCUACGAUAUUUGUUCAUCGAAAAGCAAGCGGAGCUAAAGCAUGCGUUUCCAAAGAUUCCGUUGCUGCCUUCCAUCCCGGAACUCGAUGACAUUUACGUCGUGCUUUAUAAGGAUGGCGGAGACCCAAGAUGUCGGUCUUUAAGUGAAUAUCUGAUGAAUCUAUCAGCCUACAUCAACCACCUUGACACGGCUGUUCGCGAAAUGGCUCUGACACAAUUGCUGCGAUGUCUGGUUGUACGUGGCGCAGAGCUAGGGGCGUUCAUGCAGAACGAAGGAAGCAUUUUCAUCGACAGUGUGAUUGCUACCGUGCUGCGAUCUGUGCUACAGCUCUUGAGCACAGAAAGAAACGAAUCUGUAAAACUACUGUGCGCUCGUUGCUUGGGAGCAUUGGGCGCAAUCGAUAGUGCCCGCAUACCGCUAAAUAUGUUCAACACAGCAGGUGGACCCCAGGGGGGCACUGCAGGAGCCAAAGAGAAGUUGUGCCAUAAAGUUGAGUAUUCGACGAAAGAUUUAGCAUGCGUGCUCAUCGAGUCAUGGUUGGUAAAUGAGCUUCGCGCCGCACCGGAGAAUAUGGACUCGUUGGGAUUCGCCAUUCAGGAGUUACUGAAGUUUUUGGCAGACUUAACAGCAGACCCACAACACAGUGGGCAAAGCUUAGCCUCGAUGAACAAUCUUGGUCCAUCGGAUACGACAAAACACGAUGCCGGCGCUCUCAUGCCUGAGUGGAUGAAAAGACGUUUUGAGCGGAAAGAUGUUCUUCAGUUUGUCGAGCCAUAUUGGUCAUCAGAGUACUUGGUCUUAGACGAUCAUCACUCUUCGCGCUCUGACAGUGGUAGCAACUCUGAACGCCGAUCAUCAGUACUUGCUGACCAAAGCCUGCAUCCUAUACGAGAUGGUAUAUCGUUUUAUGAAAAGUAUGGAACGUCGUACGAAGAGUGGCUGUUAAUGUGGUGUCGACGAUUGAUUCAGCUCUCUCAGCCACCCGAGCGAAAGAUUUUCUGGGCGUGCAGAACUGCGCUUGCCACGUGCCCUCAGAUAUCUCGAUUUUUGCUACCUUAUCUGCUCCAGAAUGUGCUUCGGUCUGGCAAAUCUGAAGUCGGCGAGGAGCUCAAGAAGGAGUUCAUGGCGGUGCUGGAUGGCCAGGACUGUGGAAUUUGGAUGGACGAUUUCUUGAUGGCUCCAUCUGAACCGAGGCAUUCAAAUGUUUCAACGAGCGCCAGUAGUGUCUCUGACAAAACUGCCAGCGAUGUUUAUCAUCGUCAUGAUCAGUGCUCCCAGACCAUUUUCUCGACGAUCGAUGAGCUGAAUGAGUGGGUCUGGACAAGCGAAAAGAAGCGUCUUGCCCUUAGCAGCGGCGGCGCAAAUCGUCUGGCAUCUGCUUCUGGUCGUAGCGACGUGCCAUCAGAGAUGGAUGAUCAUGAGAAGGAUUACUUGGAUGAGUUCCUGAAAGAAAUUCCGAGCCGGCUGCUGUCGAGCGCAGCUUACAAAGUCAAGGCCCACGCCCGGGCAAUUCAAUAUUUUGAGGUGUACCUCCGGCAGCAAGAAUCUACUUCGACUUAUGUAAAAAAGAGCAGUACUGAGAUGGGGAAUCCAGUGCGUCUUUCGUUGAUAUCGAGAAAUGCCUUUUAUCUUCAGCAGCUGUAUAAGAGUGUCGACGAACCAGACGCGCUUAUUGGUUUGGCCGCGUUGCGCCGCUUGUACGACGCGAAUCGGUACAACGAUAUUCGAUCGGACGUCGAAGGCGAGACUCGAGAGGAGGAACUAAAUCUUUCUGGUCUAAUGCAUCAAGUUGUCGAUCACGAGCAGCUUGCUCAGUGGGAAGAUGCACUGGCUUGCUAUGAGCAAGCAAUCCAAGGAAUCCAGUCUGCACUUUCGUCGAAAGUGGUACGCACUAGCAGACUACACUACAGCCAGCUUGCUAUGGUGCAACCCAGUGCGCAGAUUUUGGAUGCAGACGCACACAAAGAUCCAGAGACGAUAAAGCCUGUUUUGUAUUCCGGAAUGGUUGGCUGCCUGAUUCAACUGGGACGCCUGGAAAGUGCCUUGCAACAUAUCAACGGCAUUGUAACACAAGAGCCGCAGUUCAUGGCCACGAUGUAUCCCUUGGCACUGGAAUGCUCCUGGCGACUAUCUCGAUGGGAGCUUCUUACUGAACUGUUGAGCGCGGAAAAGCGGAACCCGCUGCUUCGCUCUCUGGGUUCAGCUAGCACUCGGCUCAAAGGCGUCGAUGUUUCGCAGCUGAUGUUUGUUCGUGUGCUACAUAGCUUGCAUGUUGGCCAGCAAAAGGAAUUUCAGCGUCAUCUGAAAGCAGCACGUCUAGAAGUGAUGGGGCCUCUCGCAGCGGCGUCUGCUGAGUCGUACCAACGCGCCUAUCCCCUCCUACAUCAUCUUCAUUUUCUGCAUGAGGCUGAGCAGGGGUUCAUAUUUUUGCAGAAAGCGAGGCAGUGCGGUGAUUCCGACCGGCGCAGCCUUCUUUGGAAACAGCAAGCUCCUUGGAAAAUGCGCUACGAUGCAAUGACGACGCAGCUCAAGUACUGUGAUCCGAUACUGGCACUUCGUCGACUCAUUUUGCAGGAGGCAGGGCUUCGAAACGAAGUAUCGACGAAUUGGCUACUGUAUGCAAACUUGACCAGAAAAGAAGGUUUUUUUCGCACAGCCGCAAGCGCAGUGAUGCAUGCGGAGGCGCUAAAUAAUCAGUACGCACGCAUAGAAAAGGCCAAGCUGCUAGUCAGUCAGGACCGAAUGUAUGAAGCGUUGCAACUUCUUGAGCCGAUCGAUAUUGACGUAUCUACGUUGGAUUUUGAUGUCGAAGAUCCCCACUUCUGCGCAAGAAACCUGCUUUUGGCGACUAAUUGGAUGCAAGAGUCCGGCCUGAGGCAAGGUAGGAAAGUGAUCGAGCGAUAUCAAGCAGUCAUUCAUUUCGAUCCGACGUGGGAAAAAGGAUACUUCUUUCUGGCGAAGUACUAUGAGUACUUGCUCAGUGAAAGUCACCCUGAUGCUUCAGGUGGACCAAUGGGCAGCGAUGAGGUGGCUGACCUUUCAGUCGAUUCUGUGUUUCAUGCCCACUUGAUUAACUUGAUGAAGAAUUAUGUGCUUGCACUGUCACAUGGAACGAAGUUCGUGUUCCAGUCACUCCCCCGACUGCUAACGCUAUGGUUCGAGUAUGCCGAGACACUGUAUGCAAGCAGCACUGGACAAAAUAGCAUAUCAAGUGCGACACUGCGGCAAGUCGAGGUCACGCAGGAUCAGUCCACUACAGAGCAAAAGGUUCUCGAUGAUAUCACCAUGGUCAUUAACAGAGCCAUCGAACUGUUACCUGUAUAUGAGUGGCUUGUUUGCUUUCCCCAAGUGACCUCGCGCAUUUGCCAUCCCAAUCCGGUCGUAGUUACUGGAGUCAAGAAGAUCAUGCUUCGAGUACUCACGACGUAUCCAACACAAGCGAUGUGGCCUUUGUUGGGUCUCUCGCUCUCGCUGAACCCUCACCGGAAAAAUCACGCGCGAGACAUCAUUCUCAGCGCACAGCAGGAGUUUCUGUCAAAGGGUUUGCAAGACAUAGCAGCUAGCUUUGCCGAGGGACUGCGGAUGGCUGAAGAGCUCAUUGUCCUUGCUGCUCACGAUCCCGGGAACAGUCAACGCAAGAUCCACAUUCGCUUGAGCCGGAUUCGGACCAGGAUUCUAGUGCCAACUCAGAUGGCUCUGACCACAAUCUUGCCGACAACUGGACUUGCCCCUCGCGAUGAACUUCAUGUUGCCUUUUCAUCGAACGCGCAAGUAUACAUAAAGAGCUUUCGUGACAAAGCGGACGUGAUGAUGACGAAGGAAAAGCCCAAACGUAUCGAGGUUCUAGGCACCGAUGGCCUGUCGUAUCCGUUCUUGUGCAAGCGCGAAAAAUCCGGUGAUCUUCGCAAAGAUGCGCGCAUGAUGGAGUUCAACUCGAUGAUCAAUCGGCUUCUUCAGAAAGAUAAAGAAGGCCGCAAGCGCAAACUCCGCUUGCGCACGUACGCAGUGGUGUGUUUGAAUGAAGAAAGUGGGCUGAUGGAGUGGGUAAGACACACAAAGGCCAUGCGACAGCUCAUCGGGCAAAUCUACAAAACUGAAUGCGGCUACAUCCAGCCUGUUCGGGUAACACAUGAGAUCAAGGAGCUGUAUCUCAGCAUGCAAAAAGAGUUUGCCAACAACCCUGGCGCGAUGGCACAGCACUACCGGCGCAAGGUACUAUCGUUACCGGUCUUUACACCAAGAUUUCACCAGUGGUUUUACAACAACUUUGCCGACCCGACUGCAUGGUUCGAGGCUCGACUCGCGUUUUCGCGAUCAGCAGCUGUAUGGUCUAUGGUGGGGCACAUUGUCGGCCUUGGCGAUCGCCACUGCGAGAACAUUCUGGUCGACUGCACCAACGGGGAGUGCGUUCAUGUAGACUUCGACUGCCUCUUCGAUAAGGGACUCAAGCUGGCCAAACCUGAAAUUGUGCCAUUCCGUUUGACACCAAACAUCGUUGAUGCUUUUGGAAUCACUGGGUACGAGGGUGUUUUCCGCCGCGUAAGUGAGGUGACGCUGCGCUUACUUCGAGAUAACAAGGAGACGCUUCGAAGCGUGCUGGAGUCGUUCAUCCACGAUCCACUGGUGGAGUGGGGUCGUCGCGGCAAAGCUGCUCAGAGCAGUGGUGGUUCAGGUAAGAUUGUUGCUGAAGUCCCCAGCGAGCGCACCAAAAUGGAGACACGACUUGUCCUCAAAGCCAUCGACGACCGACUGCGUGGUAUCUACAACCUGGGUGAUGCUAUACGGCCGCUCGUAUCACGUGCGCAUCGCAGCAUCUUACCGGAGAUUGAGACGCUGCCACUUUCUGUGCAGGGUCAAGUCGAGAAGCUCAUCCACGAGGCCACGUCGCACGAAAACCUCGCUCAAAUGUACAUCGGUUGGAUGCCAUUCUUGUAG